CCGAUCCGGCGUUUGCGUCGGCACGCUUGGCGGUGGCGCGCAAAAGCAGUGCGGUUGGGCCACGCCACGCUCACUGGCAGGGGCGAGGGGACACGUACCGUACCGUACGUACUGCUGGAUCGGGAGGAAGCGCUAUGGCCGCCGGGAGGGAGAGGGACCGGGAGCUGCUCCUCCCGGUGGUGGGCGGGGAGCAUGUCGCCGGCAACGAGGACGACUCGGAUCCGACCACCCCUGUCAUCGCCGGGCCGCCGCCGCCAACGACGUCCGCGCGCGUGCUCCACCUCCACCACCAUCCCACGGGCAUCGAGGCAUUUUCACGAGUGAUACGGAGCUGGGCGUGGAAGAAGUUCAUGUCUGGAUGCGUCAUCCUGCUCCCGAUCGCCAUCACCUUCUACACGACAUGGUGGUUCAUCCGCUUCGUCGACGGCUUCUUCUCGCCCAUCUACGUCCAUCUCGGGAUACACCUCUUCGGCCUCGGGUUUGUCACCUCCAUCACCUUCAUCUUCCUCGUCGGCGUGUUCAUGUCGUCGUGGCUGGGCGCCUCGCUCCUCGGCCUCGGCGAGUUCUUCAUCAAGAGGAUGCCGCUCGUGCGCCACAUCUACUCGGCUUCCAAGCAGAUCAGCGCCGCGAUAUCGCCAGACCAGAGCUCAAGAGCCUUCAAGGAGGUGGUGAUCAUCCGGCACCCCAGGAUCGGCGAGUACGCGCUGGGCUUCAUCACGUCGACGGUGGCGCUGCGAGGCGCCGGCGUCCGCGGCGACCAGGACCUCGCCUGCGUCUACGUGCCCACCAACAACCUCUACCUCGGCGACAUCUUCCUCAUGAGCCGCGCCGACGUCAUCGUCCCGGACCUCUCCGUCCGGGAGGCCAUCGAAAUCAUCCUCUCGGGCGGCAUGUCGGUGCCAAAGAUCAUAUCGGCGGUGGAGGGGGCUGUCGGCCUCGGCGACUAUGACCGGGCAGUGAAGGACUCCUAGCUCACGCUUCUUUCUUCUCUUUAUCACAAUCUUAGGUUGCUCUUCGAGGUUCUGCAUGUUCUAGAUUGCAGGUUUUAGGCAACGUUCUCCACUUUUCAUCAGUUAUAGGAAAAUAUAUUUUGGUAUCUAGCAAACUUGUGCUAAGUUUGCUAUAUAAAUUCUUUCAUGCGAGUUCUGGUAUGAACUGACAAAGCAUUGUUUCGAUA
Messenger RNA from Zea mays, 1177 nucleotides. RefSeq names its product LCV3. Gene Ontology annotation, cellular component: Golgi apparatus. The record is from RefSeq and is marked provisional. Lineage: Eukaryota; Viridiplantae; Streptophyta; Magnoliopsida; Poales; Poaceae. Bases 135 to 971 code for a protein of 278 amino acids. The transcript is spliced from 6 exons.